CAUUCGUAUCGUGUGUGUGUGUGUAUGUACACUUUGGUUGACGUAUGCACGAAAUGCAGAUAGUAUAUACAUAAUAUAUGAGCACAUAUAAAAAUUUGCAUGCGUAACGUUAACGUGGAUCAGCAUAAAUGUUUGAAAAAUGUUGGAGAAUUGUAAUCUACCGCGAUUAAAGUAUAGUUUUGGUGCAACAGCUACAACGGUUCGUAGGUUAAACUCGCAAUCAGUUUCAGUGCGUUGACAAUUCAUCGUACAACUGUACUUUCUCUAAAAUAAUAGUUCUGCAAUCGACAUCAAUAGCUAAACUACAAGAUGCUGCUGCGAAGAUUAUAUCGUGUUACAAACUCCAGUAGAAUUCUUCAAAGAGCAGUUCAAUAUAAAAAUACUUAUCCAGCACGUAAGACGGGAGAUAGUAUGCAAAUUAUCAGGAAGAUAACAAUAAUGUCGCCAUUCACUGUAAUGGGAAUAGGGAUUGUGAAAAACAACGACGAGGACAAAGCCCAAGUUACAACAGAAGAACUUCUUACUAAAGCAGAUACGCUUUUUGAUCGGGGAGAUUAUAGAAGUUUAUACGAUCUUUUGUCAAGAUAUAAGGAUAAUAAGGAUGUUGAAAUCUUGUGGCGUUUAAGUAGAGCUAUUUAUAAAAUGUUUGAAAUGGCUAGUGACAUUGAAGCACGAAAGUUAACUUAUGAAGGAUACGAUGUGUUACGUACGGCUCUUGACAUUCAAGAAGAUCACUAUGCAGUACACAAAUGGAUGUCUGCGUUUCUUCAUUAUAAGAGUCUCCUGGAAGGUACAAAAGCACAAAUAAAAGAAUCGUACAAUAUCAAGAAACAUAUCCUGAGAGCGUUGGAAUUAAAACCUGAUGACGCAAUGCUGUUUUACCAGCUCGGAUGCUGGUGCUACGAGGUUUCGAAUUUGACAUGGUAUCAACGAAAAUUAGCAUCCUUCAUAUUUGGGGAACCACCAACUUCGUCCUUUGAAGAAGCGUUGAUGUAUUACGAGAAAGCCGAGAAGGCUGAUCCAAAUUUUUACAGUCGCAAUUUACUAAUGUUAGGAAAGACAUAUUUGAAAUUGAAUCGUAAGGAAGAUGCGAAAAAGUAUUUGAAAAAAGCAGCUGAAUUUCCGGCGAGGGAUGACGAAGAUCAGAAGGCAAGGCAGGAAGCACAAAAAAUAUUAAAUAGUAUGUAAAGACGAUGCGGAUAAAUAUCUUUAUAAACUACAUUCUCUUAUGUGAGAUAAAAUUAUAUAUUUGAUUGUUUUAACAUUUUUGUUAUUUAAGAAAUAAUUUUAGCAUAAUAUUGCGAUACUAUAAUGUUAAAAUGCUACCAUGACAGUAAUAAUAUAAUUGACAUAUUUAUCCAUAUGUACUGUAUUCAUAUAUACAUU
Messenger RNA from Temnothorax curvispinosus, 1386 nucleotides. RefSeq names its product regulator of microtubule dynamics protein 1-like. The transcript has 4 exons. Gene Ontology annotation, cellular component: spindle microtubule; cytoplasm; mitotic spindle pole. Lineage: Eukaryota; Metazoa; Arthropoda; Insecta; Hymenoptera; Formicidae. The record is from RefSeq and is a predicted model, not a curated record. Gene Ontology annotation, molecular function: microtubule binding. Bases 310 to 1188 code for a protein of 292 amino acids.